CGGUGAUCGGCGGUGCGCUGUGUCCGAUCACCGAUCUACGGAAAGAGCCGAAGAUGUCGGCUCGGUCAUGUGAUCAGCUGUGUCCAAUCACAGCUGAUCACAUGGGACAUGUACACUGAUCAUCAGGGCACUGAUGAUCAGUGUGCCCUGAUGAUCAGUGUGGCCCCAGAAGUGCCACCUGUCAGUGUCCAUCAGUGCCAGCUGCCAGUGCUGAACAGUGCCACGUGCCAGUGCCACAUCAAUGCCACAUAUCAGUGCCUACUAGUGCACAUCAAUGCCACAUAUCAGUGCCCAUCUGAGCUGCCUUUCAGUGUCACCCAUCAGUGCCAGUCAGUGCCACCUAUCAAUGCCAAUCAGUGCCACCUAUCAGCGCUGCCAAUCAGUGCCACCGAUCAGUGCCAGUCAGUGCCAGUCAGUACCGUCUAUCAGUGUGCAUCAGUG
Staurois parvus is the source of this 441-nucleotide messenger RNA. NCBI's taxonomy places the organism in Eukaryota, Metazoa, Chordata, Amphibia, Anura, Ranidae. The record is from the annotation of a GenBank genome assembly.